CGAUGGGAAAGUUUGUAAUGCGGUUACAUCCACUACUUCAGCACAAAGAUGUUAUAUUUGUAAGGCUACACCAAUAGAAAUGAACAAAAUCGAAAAAGUUAUAAAUAAAGAGAUAGACCCAACAACACUUCGUUUUGGCCUCUCAACUUUGCACGCUUGGAUUAGAUUUUUUGAAUAUUUUUUACAUGUUUCUUAUCGUCUAGAUAUAAAAAAGUGGCAAGUAAGAGGUGAAGACAAAGGCAAAUUUUUAUCUAGAAAAAAAAUGAUACAAGAAAAAUUUAAAACCAUUAUGGGAUUAAAAGUUGAUUAUGUUAGAUCAGGUGGUGAAGGAACAUCCAAUGAUGGGAACACUUCUCGACGAUUUUUUGAUGACCCUUCAAUAGCAGCUGAAAUAACUGGAAUAAAGGAGAGCCUUAUUAUACGUUGUGCAACAAUUCUCAAAGCUAUGUCAUCUGGUUAUGAAAUAAAUAAAAAAAUAUUCAGUGAAUACGCAAUUGAAACUGCUAAAUUGUUGGUAAAAGAAUAUCCUUGGUACUACAUGCCAGCUUCUGUACAUAAGAUAUUAUUACAUGGAUCAUCCGUCAUUUCUGCUGCUUUACUUCCUAUUGGCCAAAUGUCUGAAGAAGCACAAGAAGCUCGCAAUAAAGACCUUAAAAAUAUUCGAGAAAAUUAUACUAGAAAAUGUUCUAGGAUUAAAACAAAUGUGGACCUGUUACAUGGACUAUUAGUGUCAUCUGAUCCGCUCAUUUCUAGUCUCAGAAAAUUACCCUCCAAAAAAAUGUCAUCAUUUUCAACAGAAGUAUUACAACUGCUGACUGCAAUUGAACCAACAUACGAUUUGGCGGAAAAUAGUUCAAGUGACGAAAAUUAA
Molecule: messenger RNA, 871 nt
Organism: Sipha flava (yellow sugarcane aphid)
Lineage: Eukaryota; Metazoa; Arthropoda; Insecta; Hemiptera; Aphididae
Exons: 1
Coding region: 80-871 (263 amino acids)
Source: RefSeq, a predicted model, not a curated record